Sturnus vulgaris (Common starling) is the source of this 1839-nucleotide messenger RNA. RefSeq names its product KAT8 regulatory NSL complex subunit 2 (gene KANSL2). The record is from RefSeq and is a predicted model, not a curated record. Gene Ontology annotation, cellular component: NSL complex. NCBI's taxonomy places the organism in Eukaryota, Metazoa, Chordata, Aves, Passeriformes, Sturnidae.
ACCGGGAGAUACCGGGAUAGGGGAGGGGAUAGAUCAGGAUGGGUACCGGGAUAAAGCCGGGGAUAGACCCUGGUUGAGGCUGGAUGGGCAACGGGGAUGCUCCGGUAUGGAGGUGUGUGUGGACCGCGGCAGCAGGACAGGACGAAUCACCGGGAUACGUCGGGAUAGAGGCAACGAUGGGCACUGGGAACAGAGAGGAGAGGCACUGGGAGAAGAAUAUCCCCCACAGAUUUCUGCAGGGCUAAAAGUUCCUUCGAACAUUAUUGGGAAUUAUAUCCUUAGGAGCAGCCUCAUCUUCUGCUGAAGGGCGUCGGCAUGAACAGGAUCCGGAUUCACGUGUUGCCAACGAGCCGAGGCCGCCUGACCCCGGUGCCACGGCCACAGGAGCCUCUGGCCUGUGCCUUCACCCCCCGGCCCUGCUCCCAGCCCCGCCUGGAAGGGCAGGAAUUCUGCAUCAAGCACAUCCUCGAGGACAGGAAUGCUCCCUUCAAACAGUGCAGCUACGUGUCCACAAAGAACGGGAAGCGUUGUCCCAACGCUGCUCCCAAACCUGAGAAGAAGGAUGGCACCUCGUUCUGUGCGGAACACGCCCGGCGGAACGCGCUGGCGCUCCAGGCUCAGGUGAAGAAAUCCAACCCCGGGCCCGUGGGCGAGACCCUCCUGUGCCAGCUGAGCUCCUAUGCCCGGGCAGAGCUGGGCUCGCAGAGCACAGAGAGCAGCCGGAGCGAGGCCAGCCGCAUCCUGGACGAGGACAGCUGGAGUGACUGUGAGCAGGACCCUGUCACCGUGGAGCAGACAUGGCGUGGGGACCCUGACAGCGAAGCUGACAGCAUUGACAGCGACCAGGAGGAUCCCCUCAAGCACGCUGGUGUGUACACGGCCGAGGAGGUGGCUCUGAUCAUGCGGGAGAAGCUGAUCCGGCUCCAGUCCCUCUACAUCGACCAGUUCAAGCGGCUCCAGCACCUGCUGAAGGAGAAGAAGCGCCGGUUCCUGCACAGCAGGAAGGGAGAGCACGAGGCCAUCGGGAGCAGCCUCCUGACAGGGCCAGAGGGGCUGAUGGCCAAGGAGAGGGAGAACCUGAAGCGGCUCAAGUGCCUCCGGCGUUACCGGCAGCGCUACGGGGUGGAGGCUCUGCUGCACCGGCAGCUCCGCGAGCGCAGGGUCCUGGCCACCGACGGCGCGGCCCAGCAGGCACACACCACGCGCUCCAGCCAGCGCUGCUUGGCCUUUGUUGACGAUGUGCGAUGCUCCAACCCGUCCCUCCCGCUGACCCGGCACUGCCUCACACAUAUCUGCCAGGAUACAAACCAGACGCUCUUCAAGCCAUGCCAGGGCUCAGAGGAAGUUCCCUGCAACAAGCCUGUGCCCGUGAGCCUGUCUGAGGAGCCCUGCUGCCCCCUGCACCUCCGCCUGCCCCCACAGAUGUACGUCCCAGAGCAGGUCCUGGCUGUCCCCCAGGAGCUGGGAGCUGCUCCCACGGAUCUGUACCUGAGUGCAGCCGAGCUCCAGCCCACGGAGAGUUUGCCCCUGGAAUUCAGUGAUGACCUGGACGUGGUGGGUGAUGGGAUGCAGUGCCCCCCAUCCCCUCUGCUCUUUGACCCUUCUGUGACCCUCGAUCCGUCCCUGCGGGACAUGGCCGAGGCUCCCAUCGACAUCCUGGCGCUGGAGGAGCCGGACAGGGGCAGCUCCUCCACCCCUGCGGCCGAGGGUCCUGCGCAGAGUCACCUCCCGUACCAGCCAGGGCCCCGGGAUGAGCAGCAUCCAGAGGAAACAGCCCCGUCCACCCCGGCCCGGGGAGCGGCUGCCAACGGGAGCCUGGAACCGGGGGCCGUGAGCUGA